Messenger RNA from Chenopodium quinoa (quinoa), 1368 nucleotides. RefSeq lists its product as uncharacterized. Gene Ontology annotation, biological process: regulation of DNA-templated transcription. NCBI's taxonomy places the organism in Eukaryota, Viridiplantae, Streptophyta, Magnoliopsida, Caryophyllales, Amaranthaceae. The record is from RefSeq and is a predicted model, not a curated record. Bases 1 to 1368 code for a protein of 455 amino acids. The transcript has 5 exons.
AUGAACAACGACAACGAUCGUACAUCGGAGGCAUCGUCGGAAGAAUCUGAUUCAGAGUUUGAAGACGGUGGUGACGGUGUGAAUUAUAGUGCGAAUUUUGUCACAGACACGUUUUUUCCAACGUUUGAUGAUGCAGUUAAAUGGGCGGAUGCUGUUGCCAUAAAUCUGGGAUUUAUUUUGGUUAAAUCGUCUUACAACAAAACCAGAGAUGGUCGACCAUAUCGAUAUUUGAGAUGUGAUCGGGGACGAAAUAGCAAGCCGAGAGAUCUUGAGAACGCAAUUCGGAUGGACACAAAAACCAAAGCUUAUGGUUUUCCUUCCUACAUCAAGAUAUAUUAUGAGUUCAUCAUCGAUAGUUGGAAGAUCCGGGCAAAAAAUGAUGCAACUGGGACCCAUAACCAUCCAAUGAUUGUGUAUCAGGAGGGUCAUCGUAAAAUUAGUGGCUUGAGCUCGGAUGCGAAGAAGGUUGUGCGUGACAUGACAAAGUCCAAGGUUACACCGUGUAACAUCAUGGCGGCUAUUGCAGAGCAAUUUCCUAAUGAUCAUCCAAACAUCAGAAUUAUUUACAAUUGCCGGAAUGACUUGAGAACGGAGAUGUCUGAUGGGAGAGGAGUUGUUCAUCAAUUUAUUCAUUUGGCGAGACAGAGUCAGUAUAUUUACUGGGUCAUGUCUGAUGAUCUUGGCGUUCUACAGCAUGCGUUUAUGAUGCACCCAAUCACGGUAAACAUACUACGCACGUACCCAUAUGUGAUCGGUAUGGAUUCGACUUACAAGACCAACCGAUAUGGGAUGCCGUUCUUUGAGAUAGUUGGUGUGACACCGAAAAAUCAAAAUUUCCUCGUCAACCGUGAGCUUGGCCUCUGUGCGGCAUUGAGAGAAGUGUUUCCAGGGACGUCGCAUUUACUUUGUCGAUGGCACAUUAACAAAGAUGUGGAGGCUCGGGUCACUGAUAUGUUCAAAAACAAGAGGAUCGGUGUGAGUUUCAAAAACGACAAAUGGAAACGUAUCAUAGAUGCUGCAACCGAGGCGUAUUAUAAUGCUGCUAUAGAUACAAUGAAAGCUCGGUGGGCAAGUUCUUUGGAUACCGUAUGGGCUCAAGUACAUUGUCAUAUUGGUAGCCAGAUCAUUGCGAUUCAUAAUGGUUUGGAGGCGUCUAGGUCGAAGAUUGGCUUGUAUAUAAGGCAAAUUCAUCCAUUCUGGAAAACCAUGGUUAUCUGUGAUGGUGUUGAUGUACCGAUGUUCGUUAACGACUCGACCGAGGAAGCUGCACAUUUUCGUUCCCUGGUUGAUGAGGUCAUUGGCAGUGAUCCUGCUGUACAACGAAAUGUAUCUCGCAUCAUUGAGGAGGAGCUGCAUUCAAAUCAUUGA